Molecule: messenger RNA, 618 nt
Organism: Brettanomyces bruxellensis
Lineage: Eukaryota; Fungi; Ascomycota; Pichiomycetes; Pichiales; Pichiaceae
Exons: 1
Coding region: 1-618 (205 amino acids)
Biological process (GO): regulation of gene expression; maturation of 5.8S rRNA
Cellular component (GO): exosome (RNase complex); nucleolus
Molecular function (GO): DNA binding; RNA binding
Source: RefSeq, a predicted model, not a curated record
AUGGAGGAUACCAAGGCGGUGAAAGAAAUUUUGGAGUCUCUCCAAGGACAGAUAAAGACACUAGGCACACUUGUUGAUGAUACGCUUCUUAAGAAGAACUUAAAUGAGCUACUUUUUGAUCUAAACGAUUCUUCACAGCAGGCAAAAUCAGAAAUACUUAAAUGCAGGCUUGUAAAUGCAUAUGCAUAUGUAAUAUCUUCUCUUUAUUUUUCAUUUCUCAAGGCUGAUGGUAAUAAUCAACAGAAUGACCAUCCUAUAAUGGAAGAACUAAGGCGAGUGAGAUCAUAUAUUAAUCGAGUUGAGACCAUCCAACAAAAGCAGGAAACUCACAAGAAGAAGGAAGAAACUUCAAUCAAAAAGGCUGAGAAGUUUAUCAAUUCAAACUUUGGGGAGAAUAGAAGCCGUGAACAUGCCGCUAUUUCUAGAGUUCAGUUUGAAGGACGACACAAAAGAUAUUCGGAUGAUACAACUUCUGCAUUCAAGAAUACGGUUGAGAUAUCCAAAGAUGAAUCAUAUCGAUUAAGGCAGAAAUCCAAAAAAUCUUGUUCAAGAAAAGCAUCACGUAGGCAUCGGAGUAAAGAGAGAAGUCGGCAUGUUAAGGAUGCUGGUCAUCAUUGA